CUGGUAAGUUGUCGCUGUUCAGCUUCCAUGGUCAUCCCAUGGUGAGUGCAGAUGCGGUCGUGGUACCCGGCCCCACCACAGGCCGACCUCUCUGCUUGGGCAAAAGGUCCAAUCUUUAAGGGCGAUGCCAAGGCGGUCGAGGAGCUGUUUUCAGUGCCAUGGAACCGGGCGCCUACACCUACACCUGUGAUCACGAGGCCAGUGGAGGUAGCGACGAUUGCCCCGCAAUUGCGGUCAUCUCCGUCCGCUCCCCUGCUAAACGCAGCCUCUCCGGGUGUGCCUGGCCCCGCUUUUCAGUUUGCACAAAUGCCACGUGAUCGACCUUCGAGUCCACAGGUGCAAGCGCCUUUCCUUAGAGGCCUGUCUGCGGCCCCGCAGCAGUGCGUUUUUACUCAGAUGCCUGGACCGUGCAGGCAGCGAAGUGCACCUGUUCUUCUUGGAGCACAGCAGGCACCUGCUGUGGCCUCUGCAAGCUCAGGUAGUGCUCAAGUGCAGCAGCAAUACAAGGAUGUUUCUAUCCGUCCACCUGCCACACCAGACAGAGGUUCGCAGACUCCAGUGGCAGUGGUGCGCACAACAACCCCGCGCUCUUUGCAUGUGCAGGCGCAAAUGCCCAUGAGAAGGCAAGGCGAGGCAGAUGGAGGUCUCAAACCACCUCCACCAGGUGUGACCGCCCCUUUUGCAACGCCUGAUGGUAUCUCUGCUUGUUCAGCAUUGCCUUGCAGGCAGCAAAGUGCACCCAUACUGGUUGCUCCACCACAGGUUACAGUUGUCACGACAACUCUGCCAAGUUCACACGCUUCACAACCAGCCCCAAUUCCACAAGGCCCAUGGAUGAGUGAGCAGAAAUCAGAGGAGAAGAAGGUGAAGUUCUCCAAGGGGAAAGAUGAAUUGGCAGACUUGCUUGCCAGACAACGUCGCCGUCGGGUGCUAACGGGUAGCUGUUUGGCUGCUUGGGCCGCGCAGUGGAGGGCAUCAAACCGUGCAUUGCUGACGACUUCAAGUGAGCAGUGUCGCAAGCUGCAAGAAGAGGUCAAUCAGAAAUCAGCCGCUGCACAGAGAGCAGAAGCAGAGCUCACGAGGCGCACUGAAGAUGAGUUCAGACGUUUGCGAGAGGUUCAGACAGAGCUUUCACAGCUGCAACAGGAGGCCCCAGCGCUGCAGGCGAGGCCACAGGCCCAGAAGGUGCCUUCAGUACCUGCUUUUCUUGUAGCACGCGCUGAGAAGACCUUGGCACAUUUGUGCUUGAUAGCUUGGCGCCGAGAGGUGCACAGCCGUCAAAGUGUUUGCAAAGUGUUGCAGCCCACCUGGGCAGCAGAGGCCAGACACUUGCUGCGGCGCACAUGGGUUCUUUGGCGACCAUUGGGUCGUUUGCAGCGGCAGAAGGCGACUCUGUCCAAGCUUGCAAGCGCAAACAUAGAAAGGGAGGCUUCCGCGUUCCUGCGGCGAGUCCUCGUUGCGUGGCGGGAGAAGGUUGCAUUGUCUCACUCUGGGUCGGCUUCCAAAGGUGAUCACGCGAGUGUCGGCACUGUUCCACUUUUGGGUGGACCCGAAGCAGUGCUCAGACCCAACAACAAGGUCAGGGAUGGCCGCGAGCAGCAAUCGCCAGCAUCCACUCAGCCACUGGACGUGCCCAAAGAGGUCACGAACGGCGUUCUACGAGAAGGCGACUCGACACCGCCGCCACCGCCACCGCCACGCAGGCGUUCCAUGCCAGGAGUUGAGAAGAAGCCUGAUGUGCUCACUGCGGAAGAAAGGCUCCAAGAAGCAGCAAAGAUGGUUGAGAUUCAGAGCCCCGUCCUACCAGUUGCACGGCCGGGUGGAGUUCAAUGGCGGGCAGCUGUGUGGCCAAUCACGGGGAACUCUGGUCGCACAGGAUUGCAACGGCCCGGUCAACGCGAUCACUUAGCAGGUGACAAGAUGAUACUGCGCUGUGGACCAUCCAAAGUAUGUCCCGAACGCAGUCAACGGGUCACAACGACAAAGUUGAAACAUGUCAUGUCAAGCAUACCUCUAAAACGGGUUUCUUCAUGUUUCUUCGCAGACCACUCAUGGCACUUAGGAAGGAGUCAAGAUGCCCCCUUGUAAAACUUUCCGUGAGGAGAAACUGGAGCCGGACGUUGACUGAUGCGAGUUCGAAGGGGCCUUGGAGACCAAAGAUGGUACUGUA
Molecule: messenger RNA, 2170 nt
Organism: Durusdinium trenchii
Lineage: Eukaryota; Dinophyceae; Suessiales; Symbiodiniaceae
Source: the annotation of a GenBank genome assembly